AACAAUUUCGGGUGACGUGUUGUUCUGUCAUUCUGUCAAAUUUCCCAAAAUUUUGCCGAUAUUUUCCAAAUUUACGCAAAAAUGAAAGCGUUUGCGAUUUCGUCGUUACUAUGCCUAUUCUUCCUACUGGACCUGACUUCGGCCUUAUACUUCCACAUAGCUGAAGGCGAGAGAAAAUGCUUUAUCGAGGAAAUACCCGACGACACGACCGUCAUUGUGAACUACAAGGUCGAGCUCUACGACCCUCGCUCCGGCGGGUUCAUGCCGUCAUCGCCUGGCAUCGGCAUGCACGUCGAAGUGAGGAGUCCUGAGGAGAGUGUGCUACUGUCUCGAGUCUACUCGUCGGAGGGAAUGAUCUCCUUCACGUCCACGAGCCCCGGGGAGCACUCAAUCUGCAUGUACUCUAACAGUACUUCGUGGUUCAGCGGGUCGCAGUUACGAGUGCAUCUAGACAUCCAGGUGGGCGAGCACGCGGUGGACUACGCGCACGUGGCGCAGAAGGACAAGCUCACGGAGCUGCAGCUGCGGAUCCGACAGCUGUUGGAUCAGGUGCACCAGAUCACUAAGGAGCAGAGCUACCAGCGGCACCGUGAAGAGCGGUUCCGUCAGACCUCCGAGAGCACGAACCAGCGUGUACUGUGGUGGAGCCUGCUGCAGACUGGCGUGCUCGUGGGCAUCGGCUACUGGCAGAUGAGGCAUCUCAAGAGCUUCUUCGAGGCCAAGAAACUUGUGUAGAGGAGAGAGUUGUGUUUUAGUUUUUAUGUGUGGCUGUUUGGCUUUUGAUGAACUGAGGGAAACCUGUUUGUUUGGGUGAAUCUUUCUUCUUUAUAAGAGACUAAAUAUUAUGUGGCGUAUUGACACAUUGGUUUCGCUAUAGCUAAUUUGAAUGUUGCUAGAUAGUAAAUUCAAAUUGGUUAUCAAGUUCAUCACCAGCCAUGCCAAGCAUGCAUCAUAAUUAUAUUAUGUGGAAGAGAGGACUAAUAAAUUAGGACAUGAAUGAAGUGUUAGUUUGAAGGUGUGUAUAUUCUAUCAGCAUUUGUUUCAUGUUUUUGUUAAAUAUUUACAAUGAACUGUAAUAUAUUAAAGAAAAAUUGGCUGGAAAGGUAUUUAUGUAUUAUGAAAUCUAUCUGUGUAUUAUUUAAGUAACCCCUUGAGAGAUAAAUGAAAUUGCUAUUGUACUAACCAUUUUGUACAGAUCAACUAUAAUUACAUCACCGCAAUUUGUAUUAUAUCCUACCAAUAGUAGAGAAAGUGGUUCUAUCAAGGAAAGGAUUUUUUCAUUUAUAUGUUUUACUGUGUAAGCAAGAUUGCCUUGUGCUUUGGACAGGAACUUACUGUUAAAGUUUAGUUAUUCCAUUUUCCCUAUGUUGAUUUCAAUAAAUGUUCAACUGAUCUGUGUUUUAUAAAUAAAGUUGUAAUAACUUCUU
This is a messenger RNA of Plutella xylostella (diamondback moth), 1427 nucleotides long. RefSeq names its product transmembrane p24 trafficking protein eclair (gene eca). The record is from RefSeq and is a predicted model, not a curated record. Lineage: Eukaryota; Metazoa; Arthropoda; Insecta; Lepidoptera; Plutellidae.